UUCAGCGUCAUUGCGUCACGAGCUCAUUCAUCCUCCAGCUGCUGCAUGUAGCUGUUGUAAUCUCUCCUGUAGCGUGUUUUAUCAACGGAGGUCCUCCUCCUCCUGCCGCCGCAAUCUCUCUCCUCUAUCUUUAGCUCUGUACCACACAGGCAGCAGUUUAACGCUCUUCUUGAGUCGACUCUCCCAUCUUUAUUCGGGACAGGUUGUCUUUCUCGGUAGUGUACGUCCAUCCGACCCACACAGAUAUGGGAAUGACACUCCGGAGCUUUUAUCUGCUGUCUUGGACUUGAGAAGCGCAGUGAAGGAUGUUGUUUUGCCCGAGCCGGAGCGCACGGCGAGUCCGGGCCUCCCUCCUCCUGCCCGGGGUCUUGAUCUGCGUAAUCCUCGCCGCCGUCGGUGCGAGUAUGCCGGUAAACAAGUGCCCCAAUCACAUAGACUGUGCCAGAAAGGGGCGGCACUUUUGCAAGCCUGGCUCCUCCCACUGUGGCCCCUGCCUCUCCCCGUUGGAGGAAGAUAAAGCGGGACUUUGUGUUGCUCCCAGGACACACUUUCUCCAGCACCACCACCACCACCAAGCCUCUCAUCCUGACGUCGAUGAAGAAAUCGACUAUCUGUCCUCCGUCAUUUCCAAGCAGCAAAUGUCAGAAGUCAAACAGCCAGACUCUCGCUCACAGUCUCCUCUGCAAUCCCAGUCAGAAUCGAAGCAGAAGAGUCUGCACAAACCCCCAACGACCAGUGGCCCAUCCACACCAACACAACAGACCCCUAAAUCGGUCACAAACUCGUCCGACCGCCACGGGCCGAUCAUCUCCCCCCACUCCUCCACAGACAGCCUGCUAGUCUUGAUGAUCUCUUUAUGCAUUAUUGUGGGGUCCAUGGCACUCAUCAUCGCUGCUGUCUGCUGGGUCAGGUUACAGAGAGAAACUCAUCUGGCUCAGAAAGUUGAUUACCCUGCGUUUCAUGCUGCUGGUCCCAGUCAUAAUCAAACUUCAUCUGGGGAUAAAACCCUGGCUCACAGUGCUCAGAUGUAUCACUACCAGCAUCAGAAACAACAGAUGCUCUCAAUGGAGAAGCAUAAAGCAGAACCUAAAGUCUCAGAGUCUGGGGUCACAUCAGAUGAGGAGAAUGAAGUGGGAGAUUUCACUGUGUACGAGUGCCCUGGACUGGCACCGACUGGAGAGAUGGAGGUGAAAAACCCACUGUUUGACGACUCCACCUUACACUCCCAGAGAAAUCACAAGUGACCUGGACACACACACACCUGCAUACUUUUAAAAUAGGUCUAACACACCUAAAAGCAUUCCUCCAUAGGGUGAAGCUGCAUCUGUCACACCACACACAAAUGAAAAAAAUAUCCUGGAAAAUCUGUGCUCAGAACAAAGUGAGAAAAACACCCAAACUCUAAAGAUACUGAAGAAGGGGUGGUGUGUAGUCAAUCAGGUAAAUAAAAGUAAAAGACAGCAGUGGUUAAAAGGUUUUUCUUUUACUCAGAUGCACAUAUAUCAAAUCUGAAAGAACUCUGGCACCGCAAACUCUCAGUGGAAACUCAGACCGGCCUUUUAAUGCGGUUUCUUUACACCACGUCUUUAUUCUUCAAGUCUGGGGUUAGUUUUCUCCCACUAGCUUUUUAUGUCACCUCCCUUUUAAAAUCAUUUGUCUUUAGAGU
Messenger RNA from Sinocyclocheilus anshuiensis, 1666 nucleotides. Its product is annotated as neural proliferation differentiation and control protein 1-like. Gene Ontology annotation, cellular component: membrane. The record is from RefSeq and is a predicted model, not a curated record. The coding region runs from base 306 to 1244 and encodes 312 amino acids. Lineage: Eukaryota; Metazoa; Chordata; Actinopteri; Cypriniformes; Cyprinidae. The transcript has 10 exons.